AUGGCUGACAAUCCUGAUCAACUAUCCAUCUGGUGGAAGAUUUUCUUCCGUAGUGCUCUUGUCUUUGUUGCGACCUGCAUCACUAUCUGCGCGGCUAUCGUCGCGAUCCCGGUCUUGUUCGUCAUGUUCAUCCUCGUGGCAAUCUCGCCUGAGUCUUUCUCCAACCUCAGCUUCGGAGAUGGCACAGCACGCAUUCGACUUGACCUGAACAUCACCUAUGGUCAGCCGCGCGCUGCAGACCAACGUCCUCGUCGAACAAUUCCCUGUCCCACAAGCCCUAGAAAUGACCCACCUUCAAGCCCACAAUCCCCUUCAAGCCCUGCGCACACCUGGGUGCGCCAGUACCACGCGCGCGAACCAGCCCCUAUCGACACGACCUUCGCUGCUCAAAGACCUUAUACAUGGCGUGCGUCGUCUGAUUACUUGCCCUCACACGCAAACAUAACGAACUCAUUGCCUCCGUAUCUCCCACCCAUCUCAGACCCGGAAUCUAUACCUCAGUCGCUCUUUACUUCCCCAUACGGACUUUACACAUCCAUGGACCCUUCGCCUCCUACGCGUUCUAUUCCCAUAACUUCACCUCCCACCCGUCGUCGUGAGCGUGUCGACUCAAACUUCUCGUGGGCUGCAAGUGAGCGACUGCCUCCAGCUCGCCCAGACGAAGUCUCAUCAGGCGCCUCCCGUCCAGAGCACCUAAGAAGGAUUACAGCUGAAUCCAUGCCGGAGCUAGCUCCCAUCGUUGACAAUGAGUCUGAUGACGAAGUUCUGCCGGAAUACGAGCGACCCCCGGAGUAUGACGAUGAAAGACACAGCCAAUCUUCGCCGAGAUGA
Molecule: messenger RNA, 831 nt
Organism: Aureobasidium vineae
Lineage: Eukaryota; Fungi; Ascomycota; Dothideomycetes; Dothideales; Saccotheciaceae
Source: the annotation of a GenBank genome assembly